This is a messenger RNA of Cladocopium goreaui, 1101 nucleotides long. Lineage: Eukaryota; Dinophyceae; Suessiales; Symbiodiniaceae. The record is from the annotation of a GenBank genome assembly.
UUGGAUCCGGCAACAGCCAUGAAGCGGCCGGCGGACGAUGCGGAGGAACCUGCCAAGAAGAGAGCUGCUGUGAGUGCAGAUGGCCCUUCCAAGGCUACUUACCUGGUUCAUGACAACGGUGGUCGCCCCUUCAAGAUCACAGUCCAGGGUGAUCCGCCCGGUGCUCCAAAGGCGGUUCAGGUCUUUAAGGCCAUCGACGAGGAUGACGAGGAUGACGAGGACGGGGAGGGGGACGGUGGGCCACCUGGCUCUGGUGUUCAGUGUCGAGUGAUCACGGCUGGGGAGCUUCAGAGAGAGCUUGGAGCUGAAGGACCGCUGCUUGUGCAGAUGGCCCCUGAAGCUGAAGGAGAAGAAGAGGAGGACGCUGAGGAGGACGCUGAGGAUGAGGAAGUGCCAAAAUAUGAAGAGGAGCCUUGUGUCUCCUUUUCUGCAGAGAGCGUUUUUGUCGGUCAGAGUCCCAAGCACGGUGCUCGCUUUGAUGGAAAUUCCCUGUUGCUGCACUUGGAGGGUUUGAAGUAUGUGUUUGUUGGAGAGAAUGUGUUCUCCUUUACAGCAAAAUCCCCCAUCACAAAGUAUGUCUCGCCCGUGGGCAAUAGUGACGUCCCUUACCCUUGGGCCAUGGAUGAACAAGGUUUCCGAUAUUUGAUGACCAGCUCCGUCAUUGUGACCGGCAAGCUUUUCGAGGACAGUGACACCGACACCGACCCUUACGAUCUGUUCUUCGACCGGGCUCUGAUGACCACGGACAUCGGUAUGGUGCCUCCAAAGCAACCUUUCCACGCGCAGUUCCAGGGCAUCACCGAAUUCUGGAUCGGCGAAGACCAGUACACCUUACGAUACGAGCCGCAGCCUGAAAAAGACUUCGAGCGCUUGUCGGAGAUGGGAGAGCUCUCUGUGGUGAAAGGUAGUGAAAAGAUCAAGCUCUCAAAGGAUGAUUAUGUGAAGCUGAUGCAGGACUUUGCUGAUUUAGCUGGCUUUGAGGCUCUCCACAGUGAGACAUUGGUUGAACGUAACAUUUGACCGAUUUGACCGGCGGUCGUCAUUGAAAACGAUUGCCAGCGCACUUUUGUUUCAACCAGGCGUGGAAUCAGUGGCUGUUUG